AUGGAGAAGCAACUUAAACUUUCGAACAAAUCCGCAGUCAAAACAAUUAAGAUGAAACCUAUUUUAUCGAGGAAAAAGCAAAAUUUAGUUACAUCAUCAACUAAUCAAUCGCCGAGAAUAUGGUUAAAUGGAAAAGGUUGUCCCUCUGGAACAGUUCCAAUUAAAAGAAUUACAAAAGAUGAUCUUAUCAGACAAACACAUAUGCCACCGCCAGAGGAUGUCACAUUUGAUGUUCAAUUGGUUGCGACUAAUAACAAUAGUGAGCCGAAAGGAAUAUACAGAUCUUCACAAGGAUACAAGGUGGACCCAACAUUAUAUGGAGAUAACAAAACUAGGCUCUUUAUACAUUUUCAAGCGGGUAACAAACAUUGUUUCAAUACAUUAUGUCCUGGUUUUGUUCUAGUAAACACUGAGAUACCUGUUGAUAUGGUAUACGAUCAAGUUUCACAUCGUGGAGAUAAAGCUUCAUUGGAAGACACAAUGUCCAUCGGUCGG
This is a messenger RNA of Nicotiana tabacum (common tobacco), 495 nucleotides long. Lineage: Eukaryota; Viridiplantae; Streptophyta; Magnoliopsida; Solanales; Solanaceae. The record is from RefSeq and is a predicted model, not a curated record.